This is a messenger RNA of Cyclocybe aegerita, 1887 nucleotides long. Lineage: Eukaryota; Fungi; Basidiomycota; Agaricomycetes; Agaricales; Hemipholiotaceae. The record is from the annotation of a GenBank genome assembly.
AUGGACCAAGUGUGGCAUCCCGAUCUCAAACCUUUCGAGCGAGCGAAAUUUGCAACUUCUGCACGCCUUCUUUCCUGCCUCGUCACAGAAUCCAUUGUACGAGCUUUCUACCAACCCUUGGACGUCCCAGGACUUUCGGGAUUCGUAACGAUAUUCACGGGUGAUAUCCGGAAUGAUUCUACAUUCAAUGGCGAAGAUGUCCUGGCAAUUGUUCCUCUGCAUCACCCGCCUGUUUUCAAGCACGACGGUGUAGCUGUCCUUGGUCAAGAAAUAGGUCUCCUGGACCCACUGGACAUGGUACCCGUGGUGUUUGAAACUGUCCUGGAACCAUCCACCGAUGCCGACACCAUCGCAGAAUAUGAUCAGCUGGUUGGCCUCAUCUUGGCUGCCCUCCGGUUUGGAGGGCGCUUAGAGUUGACAAGGGACCAGAUCUGCAAGUCCGCUGACCCGAUUUCGCUCUGGAUAAAAUUUGCUACAUGUUACAAGUUGGGCGAAGAAAUCCAACAAGACAUCGCGAAGGAGUUUUCCAGUUCUGUGAAAUGGCAAGUCUAUUCGUAUGAGAAUCCUCCCAAAGCGCCAUUAUUCGAAGAUUCGAGCAUCGUAUGGGAACAGUCGAUCGUUGAAGGACAUCCCACUCAUCCGAUGCACAGAACGCGUCGGUUCCUCCCCCCACUACCCGAUUAUGCUCCAGGAUCGGUUAAUUUGCUUUACCCGCGCCUGCGGUUUGUCUCAAUUCCGAAAGAGAAUGCAAAAGUCACCUACGAUUUCGAGCUCCUUACGAAACCACUCGUCGAAGCAGCAUGCGCUGAGGCAGGAAAGCCUCUGGAAAUCCAGGAAGGACACGUCGUUGUACCUGUCCACGAGCUUCAAGUUUUCCAUAUCAAAGACAAGUUCCCUGAUGCCUCUAUAUACCCGCAAGAAUUCAACCUCCCUUUGCUUGCACAGCAGAGUAUCCGAUCCGUCGUUGUCCCGGACGUAUACCAUGGUCUUCAUCUUAAACUUGCGACCGGAAUAAAGCUCACAUCUGCUGUCCGCACAAUUUCUCCCGAAUCUGCGUAUCUUGGCCCGCGGUUCUCUGCACAGGUUGUCCCAGUGCUUACCAUGGAUCAAAACCUAGUUACGGUGGCAAAAGAACUUGCUAGCAUCGUACACAAGAACAUGGACUCCCAGGUAGCAAAGCACUGCGCCGCUAUCGUCCGCGAAUGUCACGAAGACGGUAGCGAAGAGCGCGGAGAGCGUCUCAUCGUGUGCACUUCCCUUGUGGAGAAGGGCCAUGCUGGAUUAAACGGCCAUCUCCCAGCUGUCAUCCGAAUUUUUGAACUCGACACGCAAGGAAAACGUCUUCAGUGGCUUGAAAAGUUCAUCUCAAUAUUUCUGAAGGCUUUCCUCCCGCCGAUGCUCCAUAACGGAGUGGCUUUUGAGUGUCACCCUCAGAAUUGCAUUGCUCGAUUUGACCUGAAGACCAAGGAACUCAAGGGAUUCAUCAUCCGCGACUUUGGCGGGCUUCGAAUUCAUCCUGAAACCCUUAAAGCUACCACAAACGUUGACCUCGAUUUCUUGGCCGGCCAUUCGAUCAUCGCGGAGACCCUGGACGACGUGUACACGAGGAUGUAUCAUACGAUUAUUCACAACCACUUCCAACAGCUCAUUCGGGUUCUCGGACUUCACUACAACGGCCUCGGAUGGGAGAUCGUCCGCCAGCAACUGCGUCAGAACAUUCCCGAGGAUCAUCUUCUAGCCGAUGCGUGGCUCUCGCCCGACAGGAAGACCUUCCCAGGAAAGUGCUUUUUGCGCAUGCGCAUGGCCUCCAUGUAUCGAUUUCAUCUCCACGGUCCCUUCCCGAAUCUCAUACAUUACAAAGGUUGUGAACAGGAGGAUCAUGAGUAG